AUGAUAGACAAAUCGGCAAAGGAAGUGGCUAAAGCGUUGCAUUCCCUGGUAAAUCGAUUCGGGUGUCCCAGAAUACUAGUGUCGGACAACGGCCGUGAGUUCGUAAAUGAACUAAUUCGCGAGUUUACGGCCCUCUUACAAGUAGAUCAUGUCACCAUCGCGGCUUAUCGGCCGUCUGCUAACGGACUCGUUGAGUCUCACAACAGAGAGGUAGUCAACAUCUUAAAAUAUCUCAUCGGGGAUAAUCCGACUUCCUGGCCGUCUCUGUUGCAGACAGCUGAGAUGGCUAUUAAUGCCGCAUAUAACAGCUCGAUUAGGGGCAGCACCCUUCUUCUUGAUGUAUGGACAAGACAUCCGACUGCCGUAUUCGGUGGUCUUGGACCCUCAACAGAUGCACCUUUACACGGUGGAACAGUACCGGGUGUGGUGUAA
Macrobrachium nipponense is the source of this 432-nucleotide messenger RNA. RefSeq lists its product as uncharacterized. The coding region runs from base 1 to 432 and encodes 143 amino acids. The transcript has a single exon. The record is from RefSeq and is a predicted model, not a curated record. Lineage: Eukaryota; Metazoa; Arthropoda; Malacostraca; Decapoda; Palaemonidae. Gene Ontology annotation, biological process: DNA integration. Gene Ontology annotation, molecular function: nucleic acid binding.